ACUUUUAGAACUCUUCCGGUUGAAUCAAUGUAAUUGAAACUUUCAGUUUUUGUUCAAUAGUAUGGUCUAAAUAUGAAAAUUAUUAAACCGUUUGAACUUGGAUCGAUUUCUUGUUCGAAAAAAUUGUUGCUGGAUUUAUAGCCAAACCAUUUCAUGUCUUAUGCCCAAAAGAAAUAGACAUCCGGAAGCUUAAAACUUAAAAUAUAAACAAACAAUACACACAUUAGUAGUUCAAUUUCUGAGCUAUACGUCUGUUGACUAGAAAUUGAUUUCAAUAGUUUCACACUGUCCCAUAAUACUUUUAGUGAAUAUAUCCUAGCGUAGUAAUUUUGUGAGAUUUCUAGAGGAUCCAGUAACAAAUAGGUAUUUUUUAGAAGAAAUAAAAAGAUUCGAUUGAGAAAACAUGUCUGAAAGAAAAGUUUUAAACAAAUACUAUCCACCAGAUUUUGACCCUUCUAAGAUACCUCGUCUUCGUCUUUCUCGAGAUCGGCAAUACACCGUUCGAUUGAUGGCCCCCUGUAAUAUGAGAUGCAAAACUUGUGGAGAAUAUAUUUAUAAAGGAAAAAAGUUUAAUGCUCGCAAAGAAACUGUUCAAAAUGAAGAAUAUUUAGGGAUCAAAAUUUUCAGAUUUUACAUUAAGUGCACUCGCUGCUUAGCUGAAAUUACAUUUAAGACUGAUCCUGAAAAUGCUGACUAUAUUGUUGAACAUGGAGCAACAAGAAAUUUCCAGGCUUUAAAACUUGCUGAAGAAGCUGCUGCAAAGGAAGCUAAGGAAUUAGAAGAAGAAGAAAAAGGCAAUCCUAUGAAACUCUUAGAAAAUCGCACAAAAGCAUCUAAACAGGAAAUGGAACUUAUGGAAAACUUAGAAGAGUUAAAAGACUUAAAUCAAAGACAUGCAAAAGUAGAUUUAGAAAAACUUUUAAAAGUUAAACAGCAACAGUUAAUUGAUGAAAUUAAAAGAGAAGAGGAUGAAGAUGAAGCAUUUAUAAAAUCUUGCUUUGGAAAAGUUGACGGGCAUUCAAUUAAAAGAAUCAGGGAUGAAGAGGAAUCUUCUUUAUUAGAUAUUUCAAAGAAAAUGACAAGUCCGCCACCAGCAAAAACUCCAAAAUUAGUAAGUUCAGGUAUAGGAAUUCUUACUAAGAAAUCUAAAGGAGUUCUUGUGAAAAAGAAGAAUGAAUCACCAUCAUCUGAAACUAACAGUAAUGGUGUUCCAUUUAAGCAAACAUCAAGCUCAAAUAAUCAACUUUCUGGACAAGGUGUAGCAACUCAAGACAAACCCAAUGCUCUCAGUAUGCUAGGGGCUUAUUCAGACAGUGACAGUAAUUGAAAAUCAACUUAUAUGUCAAAGAGAAGAAUUGAAAUAAAAUGUUUCUCUAACUGUAAAUAUUUACACAUAACUGAUAUUUUGUAAAAUAAACAUAUUUUAAAACUA
Messenger RNA from Parasteatoda tepidariorum (common house spider), 1432 nucleotides. Its product is annotated as splicing factor YJU2. Lineage: Eukaryota; Metazoa; Arthropoda; Arachnida; Araneae; Theridiidae. Gene Ontology annotation, cellular component: U2-type catalytic step 1 spliceosome. Gene Ontology annotation, biological process: mRNA splicing, via spliceosome. The record is from RefSeq and is a predicted model, not a curated record.